Alexandromys fortis (reed vole) is the source of this 7789-nucleotide messenger RNA. RefSeq names its product exoribonuclease 1 (gene Eri1). Gene Ontology annotation, molecular function: 3'-5'-RNA exonuclease activity; nucleic acid binding. Gene Ontology annotation, biological process: exonucleolytic trimming to generate mature 3'-end of 5.8S rRNA from tricistronic rRNA transcript (SSU-rRNA, 5.8S rRNA, LSU-rRNA). The record is from RefSeq and is a predicted model, not a curated record. The transcript has 7 exons. Gene Ontology annotation, cellular component: cytoplasm; nucleolus. Lineage: Eukaryota; Metazoa; Chordata; Mammalia; Rodentia; Cricetidae. Bases 141 to 1181 code for a protein of 346 amino acids.
AGGCGUCCGGCGGAGUUUGUGUGGCAGCCGCCGCGGGAACCCGAGCGUGGUAGUUUUCUUACAAGGGAGAAAGGCGGCUUCGCGGGGCUCGGCGGCGUGGGAGCGAGCGGCGGCGGCCAUCUCCCGGCGUGAGAGGCGGCAUGGAGGACGAGCGGGGCCGGCCGCGUGGCGGCGGCGAAGCGGCUCAGCAGAAGACGCCGCGGGCCGAGUGUGAGGAGCCGCGGCCGCUGAGCGUGGAGAAAAAGCAGCGAUGUAGACUGGAUGGCAAAGACACAGAUGGAUCUAAGAUCAUCAUCUCCAAUGGAAGUGACUUCAGUGACCCAGUUUACAAAGAGAUUGCAAUGGCAAAUGGCUGUAUUAAUAGAAUGAGUAAGGAGGAACUCAGAGCCAAGCUCUCAGAAUUUAAACUUGAAACAAGAGGGGUCAAGGAUGUCCUAAAGAAGAGAUUGAAAAACUAUUACAAGAAGCAGAAGUUGAUGCUGAAAGAAAGCAGUUACGUGGACAGUUACUAUGACUACAUUUGUAUUAUUGACUUUGAAGCUACUUGUGAAGAGGGAAACCCAGCUGAGUUCAUACAUGAAAUCAUCGAGUUUCCUGUUGUUCUGUUGAAUACGCACACCUUAGAAAUAGAAGACACGUUUCAGCAGUAUGUGAGGCCAGAGGUUAACUCACAGCUUUCAGAUUUCUGCAUCAGUCUCACUGGAAUUACUCAGGAUCAGGUAGACAGAGCCGAUGCUUUCCCUCAGGUCCUGAAAAAAGUAAUUGAGUGGAUGAAGUCAAAGGAGUUAGGAACUAAGUACAAAUACUGCAUAUUAACAGAUGGUUCCUGGGAUAUGAGUAAGUUCCUGAACAUCCAGUGCCAACUCAGCAGGCUCAAAUACCCUCCUUUUGCUAAAAAGUGGAUCAAUAUUCGAAAGUCAUACGGAAACUUUUAUAAGGUUCCUAGAAGCCAAACAAAACUGACAAUAAUGCUUGAAAAAUUAGGAAUGGAUUACGAUGGGCGGCCUCACAGUGGUCUUGAUGACUCUAGGAAUAUUGCUAGAAUAGCAAUUCGGAUGCUUCAGGAUGGAUGUGAACUUCGAAUCAAUGAAAAAAUACACGGAGGACAGUUGAUGAGUGUCUCCUCUUCCUUACCAGUAGAGGGCGCUCCAGCUCCACAAAUGCCACACAGUAGAAAGUAGCUGCAUAUUUGUUGACUCAGUUGCUACGAUUGUAUCCCAGCUAGUGCAGCCUCAAGCACCUUUAAACAUUUAAAAUCCUAUUACAGUUACAGAGAGAUGGGUAUGUAUGCAAACACUCAGUGGGGGAACACUCUGAAUUCUUUGUCACCAGCACUUUUGGUAUGAGCAGUAUUUGUUACACAGUAGCCAUUCCUGCUUAGAGCUGAAUUUUAUACUAUGGGGUAUCCAAGAUGUGUUUGUUUGGCUUUAAAUGCAGAUUUAUUGAUUUAUUCCUUGAUGUUGAAAUUUGAAAUGAAUUUCUACAUUAAUACCAUUAAAUUAAAUAUGUUUUUAGAAGUGUGAAAAGGAUUGAAAAGUAAUGUUUAUAUUCCCAUUGGAUUUUGUGUACAACAUAGUCCUUUUAGCUGAAGUUUGUAGGUAAAGUUCAACUGCAGUCAUCCUCUUGGUGUCAUUGAGGGAUUUGUUACUUCAAGUAGCAUAAUGUGUGUAUAUAAGCUACACAUAUUCUCCCCUACACUUAAAUGAUCUCUAGAUAGCUUAUACUUAAUAAAGCAUAAAAAAAUGGUUGCAUUGUCUAGGGACUGAAGACAAGAAUAAAAGUAUGCGGUGAUGCACAUACAGCACAGUAGGCCUGACCACACGGCACAUGAAGAAUUGCUCAGCCAGCAGCAGCAGUUGUCCUGUGCACCACACAUUCUGGUCCAUUCAGCUUCGCGCUUUCUGGGCAGCAAAUUCAGGUAUUUCUUUCUGGAACACUGCAUGUAUUCGGGACAGGUAGUUGCUUUAAAGGUCUACCACCAAGCUUGACAACCCGAGUUUGAGUCUCAGGACUCACACGGUGGACUGAGAGAAUCGACUCAAGCGUGCCCUCUGACCCUCUGCUUGCACACUAGUGGAAUUGAGCCUUCCAAAGCAAAUAAGAAUAAGCGUAAUGUAAUAAGUACUGGGAUGCGUCUACUUUCAGCUCAUAACUGAAACCCUGUCAUAGACUACAGGCUCUAGUAAGAAAUCUAGUUUUUGAGAAGAUUAGUGAAGAGUUAGAAGAACCUGCCUGUGACAUACACAUGUAAUUCCAGUACUGGGGAGUUAGGGUGAAGAUGAAUCUGAGGCCACCCUGGACCCACCAAGAGAACCCGACUCCAAAAAGUGUCACAAAAGUUAAAAUUAUAAGAGCUAUAACCUACAAAUCAAUGGGAGCUUUUAGGGAUUUGUUCAUUAGCUUCUCUCCAUUGUGAAUGUGUAUUUGCCCCACUUUGAGACUGACUUACUGACAUUUGUGCUCAGUUAAGUGUGCCAUAGUUAGUAAAAGUACCUGGCUUGUCUUAGUGAGUGACCAGUGUAUAUUGGAAAAUAAUUCCUAUUCAUAAAAUCAGAAUGUGCAUUGGAGAUAAUGAUGGGAAACUAUCUGGAGGCCAAACGUAUGGACUUUUGGAAUUAAACCCCUCUCAAGCUCUUCCUGGACUAAUUUCACUAACGUGGCUUGUGUUUUGUUUUGAACCCUUAAUAGUGACUGUGGAGCCACAUUAUUUCUGUGGUCAAUCCAGGCAAGUAGAUUUCAUCAUUUCUCCAGCCCUGUGUGUAAGAGAAAGGACAGCAGGCAUGCUUGGUGGCUUGAGAACUCACUACAGGCUAUGGGUUUUUUGAGCCAACAUGCUUCUGUCCUGCCAGAGAGGAAUGGGAAAUAAUGCUGUGUCUCGAGGCCCGCUGGGCUUAACUCUUGAGGUGAUUUUCCCAGGUACGCCGUGUUGACACAGGGCAGGUCCAUGCCCUUGAAAAGUAAUUGCCACCUGAUUGUACAGUUGCUACCAAAUAGCUGAAACUACAAUGGGAAGAUUGGAGAACAGCAGGAAAUAUUAAUGCCUUCCUGGGUUUCUGGUUUUUGUUUUUUAAAUCAGGCUGAUUAAAUUUCUUCCUGACAAGUAACCAAUUACUUAACUUUUUUUUUCUUAAAUAAUUCUAAUAGUAAAAGUUUUUAUAAUUCUUGGUCCUACUAAGUGUUUUGCCAUCUUUCUCAUCAUGUUUUGAGUUUCCACUGACCCUUCUGAUUUGGUUUGGCUUCUGCUCUGAUGGCUUGUCUUUAACAUGUAGAAUCAGGUAGUUCUUGGGAGGAAAAUGCUCAAGAGUGGCUGCCGCUGUGUGUAAAGAUGUUUGUACUAUUCUAUUCUUGUUACUGCUGUAACCUGUUACACUGAGAGUAAUAUAGUUUCUUAAAGCCUCUGCUCUCUCCUUUGUCCUCAAUAGCCAUGUUAAUUCCCUUGUGUCCCUUUUACUUGCUUGGACACACUGAGAUGUUUUUUACCUAUGUUGUUUCCAAAUCCACACCAGCUGAUAACAUACACUCGGCUGUAUUUUGUCUCUCAUGUUUGUAUUAAAUACUGACAUGGACUCUGAAAAUAUUAUUUUCCACUUUUUUCUUCUUUGACUAACCCAAACAGAAGAAUGAAGAAGUAGUGUUUGUUUUUAUGUGUGUGUUUGCCUGUGUGAGUUUAGGUGCACCAUGUGCCCUUAGAUUCCUGUGGAGCUCCGAGGGUAUCAGAUGCCACCUUGGAACUGGAGUUACAGGUGGUUGUGAGCCACCUAAUGUGGGUGCUGGGAACCUGAGUCCAUGCUUCUACAAGAGCAGCCAUCAUUCAACCGUGGAGCCAUCUCCAGCCCCAAAGAAAUGUUUUUCUGAUUCCCUCCCUCCCUCCCUCCAUCCUUCCCUCCCUUCUUUCUUUGCUUUUUUUCCCUUUAGAGACCUGCUUGUCCCUCAAUGGGGAUAGAUUUCCUCAGCUGGGUUAGCAUGAAAGACCGUGGGAGUCACUAACAUGAUACUUAGACUCUGUCAUUGAGUUACCGUUUAUUAGUUUCUUGAGAGGUGAAGCAUAACUAUUCCAUCUUCCUGAAUGUUACCUUACAAAAUAUUAACGUGCAGACUAAGGUGGAGGGAAGGUGGGCAGUAAGAUUCUAGGGAAGGAGGGAUCGUGAGUGACCAGAAGAAGCAGCACCAGAGGGUGUUUUGGAGGCUGGGAGGGCCAGUGCCUAGAUGGUACAUUUGGGGAGGACCUUGCCAUGUCAGCAUGGUGUGGAGAGAAUGGUGGGAAGGAAAAGUAAGAACACGCCCUCUUCCGUCUCUGUGCCUGUAAAGCUGCUAAUAACAUCCGGUGGGCCCACCCUUAUGACCUCACCUGACCCCAGUUUCUACCUCUCAGUACCAUCAACACAGGAAUUUGAGGUGUUUCUAAGACCUGAGCUGUAGGCUAUGCAUUGAACCGUACCGCUGUGUGAAACUUCUCUCUUGCUGUGAUAAUACCGUGGCCAAAGUCAGCUUGGGAGUAGAGGGCGUGUUUUAUCCAACACCUGAGAAGUUAGGGCAGCAAGUCUGGGGAAAGCUGCUUAGUGGUGGCACCGCCCACAGUGGGCAAUGCCUUCCUAUGUCAACUGCCAAUCAAGGAAAAGACUCGGGUAGGUCCACAGGCCUUUCUGAAGCAUUUUUCCCAUUGAGACUCCUUCAAGUACCUGUGGGCUGUGUCAAGGUGAAGCCAACAAGGAGACACUGUGCCUCCCUCUCUCCUCGUCUCAUAAGUCUUUCUAAAAUGUUCCGCUGCACUUCUAUCACAGAAGCCUGCAUUUCUCACUAGAUAAAAGUCCUGGCGUUUAGACCUUCCAGUAUGGGCUCCUUAUAUUUUACAUCUUCCCCAGGUUAAUAACUAUCCCUGCUUUAUGUGUGUCAGUCUCCUACUUUUGUCCCCAGAAAGUAGUCAGUCCAUCGAGCUUGGUCUCUUCUAAUUUUUAAGAACUGACUUUGAUCCCAGCCUACCCUGACUCUAACUAUGUCUUCUGAUGUUUCUGUGCCCACUGGACCCUUGAUUGGUGCCACGGAGGUUCAUAUUCACAUAUUCAUAGGCUCUUACAUAUCCUGUCCUCAGACUCUAACAUACAGUGUAUAGUUGAGAACAGGCAUGGUGAAAUAUACCCUUAUGGUCGGUACCUCUUCCUGAACAAAAGAAGGCGGGUAACUUAAAUCCUGAUUACUCUGAGGAAAGAGUGGCUUUCCAUUUUCUUGUUCCUAUGAACUCUGACUCUCAGAGUCAGAAAUAUUUAAUCCCUAUCAAUACUUGGCUUUCCCUCUAGAUGCCAGAAAAAGCAAACAAAUGCUGAAUUCAUUCUAGUCUGUCUCUGCAUUGCUAAUUUUAAACAUUCUCCAAGUAUCUUUGACCUUGAAAAGGUCAUUCAUUGCUUCCCUUCUGUUUUGGAGCAAUAAUUCAACUUUUUUGGUUUGCACAAAUCUUUUUUUAAAAGAGUUUUAGAAGGAAACUUAUUCCAUUGCAUACCUUCGUUUUUGUUUGGUUUUUGAGGCAGGCUCUCACUGCACAGUCCUGGCUGUCCUGGAACUUGCUGUGUAUAUAUUAGUCUGGCCUUGAACUCUCUGGAGACCCACCUGCCUCUGCCUCUUGAGUGCUGAGAUUAAAAGUGUUAGCCACCACACCUGGCUCCAUUGCACAGUUAAAGCACAUUAAAUUUCCCAGGUUUGAUCUUGUCGGUAGAUAGCAUAUUCACCUUAGCAUGAGUACUCAUCUAUUAAGAAUAGGUUUCAUUUAUGUCUGAUGGGCUCUAAGUGCUAUAGAAAUUAAUUCUGUUAUCCACAGAAAUGCAUAGAGAGGGGCUGGAGAAAUGACUAGUGGUUAAGAGUACAUACUGCCCUUGCAGAGAGCCUGAGCUCACUUGUCAGCAACCAGCUCUGCGGAAUCUGACGCCCUCUUCUGGCCUUCAUGGGCAACUGUAGUCACAUGCAUGAGUACACACAUUUUCAAAAGAAAAAACAAACAGCCCUAACGUAAAGAUGAAUAAAGAUUUUUAAAGUAUAUCUUUCUUAAAUUACAUAGUUAUCUCAACUACUCCAUCAAGAUUUUCUAAUACAAUAAAACCACUGAAAAUGCCAAUGUUGGACCUAAAAAUUCGAUGCAAAUGUAGAGUUGUAUUAGUGCAAAUGAAGGAAGAUUGCUUUGCCUUGUGCUGUCCUACAGGAUAAAAGCAGUGAAACAUAAAACUUGACCGUCGCCUGCUUAGGAAGCCCCAGGGCAGUCACUGUGCUCCCACUUUUACUGUGGUGCUCAGCUCCUGUGUGGGGAAAGGUGGCUGGGCAGGAGAGCAAGAGCCAUUCCCACUGGACCAACAGAUCUCGUCCUUGUAUUUCAUUGCUUGCAUUUCUGUGUUACAAAGCCGUAGAAGUAUUUUAAAUAUUUGAUACUAAAUGUAAACUGUGGGGUGCUCCUUUGGGGGGGGGUCAGGGCGUUAGACCCAGGGUCUCAUGUGUGACACCAGUCAAUGUAAAGAGCACCUAGUAGUCUGUUUAAUUUUUAAAGCUUGUAUCCAUAUCAGUGUGAGUGCAUCCCGUACAUAAAGAGGAGAAGGAAUGGGAAUAACUUCUAGGACAGUUUUAUUCAGUUUCUUAAAUCCCAUGCCAAAGACUACAUUGUGUUCUGCCUUCAAAACUGAGUUUUAAAGUCACCAGUUAAUGAUUAGCUUCUUGGUCUUUUAUUAUUGUAAACGCUUGUUGUAGGUUAUAUGACUGUUAGAAGUAUAUGUAAAUUAGAAUGAUCCAUUCUCAGGUUUGGGAAUGUAAGCUCAAAGGGUCGUACCAAGACUUAGUGCCUAUUAGUUGGUCCUUAGGGAAACUCUAAUCCAGUGUGUUCAAGAAUUGGGAUAGUCCAACCUGUUACUUUCAAAACACAUUUGUACAGAUACAGUAUUUUUAUAUAAUUAGCGCUUUAGAUUAUUUUUAUUAGAAUACAUACUCCUGACUUGAUAUAUGUCAAAUAUCUAUUAUAGAAUAAAAUGAAAUAUAGUAAGUCAACCAAAUCAAACUAAUUUUGUCAGAAAAUGGUUUGCGAAUAAAAUAUGCUAAUGGAUUCUGAAGAAUAUGAAAUCCAUCAAGAAACAAUGUAGUCUGAUGAAAAGGUUAUACAAAGGAGUCGAAGACAUGGCCCAGUGGUUAGGAGCACUUGCUGCUUUUCCAGGGGGCCUGGUUUUGAGCCUCAGGAUCCACAUGGUGGUUCAUAACUACCCAUAACUCCAGUUCCAGUGGGACCCAGUGUGCUCUUCUGACCUCCUAAGGUACUAGGGACUCAUGGACACAUACAUACAUGCAAACAAAACACCUCAAAUAAAUCUUAAAAAUGACAUUAUAGAAAGCAGUGAGGAUUUAAACUCUGGUAGAUUUACCAGACAAGAUUCAGCAUUUCCUCUAAGUUGUAACAAGUCAGUGCUUUAUAUGAAAUGGUCAUCUCCUAAGCAGAUUAGGUGGGUACAAGGUGAGAUGUUUUGAACUGAGAUGUUUGGUAGCGGUAGGAAGUAAAUGCAAAGUGCUUUACUAAAGCAUCAGGUGCUGUCUGCUGCUAAAAAACCAACUGGUCUGGCAGCCGGCGUCUAACUUGUUCUUCUGCUGGUGGAUCGAAGUAAUAAUUUUACAAGACUUAAGUAAACUGUUAUUUGUUGUGAGGAUAAUUAUCUUACAGUAUAAUUCAGAGACAUUUUGUGUACAGAUUUUAUUCAGUUCAUCAUGAAAAUUUUGAUAGUCUAUAAAAAUAUUCCAUGCUACAAUAAAAAUAAUAAACUACCAGAAUAUA